Molecule: messenger RNA, 2624 nt
Organism: Schistocerca piceifrons (Central American locust)
Lineage: Eukaryota; Metazoa; Arthropoda; Insecta; Orthoptera; Acrididae
Gene: Gpdh1
Product: glycerol-3-phosphate dehydrogenase [NAD(+)], cytoplasmic
Exons: 9
Coding region: 115-1212 (365 amino acids)
Biological process (GO): carbohydrate metabolic process; glycerol-3-phosphate catabolic process
Cellular component (GO): glycerol-3-phosphate dehydrogenase (FAD) complex; cytosol
Molecular function (GO): glycerol-3-phosphate dehydrogenase [NAD(P)+] activity; NAD binding; protein homodimerization activity
Source: RefSeq, a predicted model, not a curated record
AGUUCUAUAAAGACCAAAUUCCAAGGUUUAAGGAAGCACGAUACGCUGCCGUAUCGGCGGAGGCAGUCUGUUAUAGGUACGCAGAGCGGUCAGCACAUACGUUCACAUUUAGAAAUGCCGAAGCAAAAGAAAGUUUGUAUCAUUGGCUCCGGUAACUGGGGCUCCGCAAUUGCCAAAAUCGUAGGAGCCAAUGCGGAACGGCUGGACUAUGUGGACAGCAGGGUCACGAUGUACGUGUACGAAGAGAUGGUGGAGGGACGCAAGCUGACGGAGAUCAUAAACGAGACCCACGAAAAUGUGAAGUAUCUGCCCGGGCACAAGCUGCCCCCUAACGUGGUGGCGAUACCUGACGUGGUGCAGGCGGCGGAUGGAGCGGACGUGCUCAUCUUCGUGGUGCCUCACCAGUUCAUCCGCAACAUCUGCGCGUCGCUCCUCGGUCGCAUCAAGCCGGAUGCUGUCGGUCUCUCCCUUAUAAAGGGUUUUGACCACGUCGAAGGUGGAGCCAUCGACUUGAUCUCGAAUACGAUCAGCCGCUUACUGAAGAUCCAAGUUUGCGUCCUCAUGGGAGCCAACCUGGCCAGCGAGGUGGCUGCCGGCAUGUUCUGUGAAACCACCAUCGGUUGCAGAGACAAGCGCGUGGCUCCACUCUUGAGAGACCUGAUUCAGACAGAGAAUUUCAGAGUUGUCGUCGUGGACGACGUGAACGCUGUCGAGGCCUGCGGAGCCCUCAAGAACAUCAUUGCAGUUGGCGUGGGGUUUGUGGAUGGGCUGGGUUACGGCGACAACACCAAAGCGGCCGUCAUCAGGCUGGGACUCAUGGAGAUGAUAAAGUUUGUCGACGUUUUCUUCCCCGGUUCCCGGCUGUCCACCUUCUUCGAAAGCUGCGGUGUGGCUGACCUCAUCACGACCUGUUUCGGCGGCAGGAACAGGCGCGUCGGUGAAGCAUUUAUCAAGACUGGAAAGUCGAUUGAAGAGCUGGAGAAAGAGCUACUGAAUGGACAGAAACUACAGGGACCCAUCACAGCGGCAGAGGUGAACUUCAUGCUCAAGAGCAAAGGCAUGGAGGCGAGAUUCCCUCUGAUGACAGCCGUGCAUAAAAUCUGCACCGGCCAGAUGAAGGCUGCGGACCUGCUAGAGAAUGUCCGGAAUCACCCGGAACACAUCAUCCGCACAGAGCCGCCGACUCCGGACAGUGAAGCGGGCAGCGUGUAGGGGUGAGGCAGAAGGCAUACAAACUUCGGCGCUCUCCACUCUCCUCCAACCACAGCCCCCCAACCUGCCCUGCCCCUCCUCACCGGCAGAAGAGAACCCCCUCGAGGCAUCGAGGUGCUGAGACGCUUCCUCGGAGCCACAAAUGGACCGGCUGAGCGUCCAGCAGUGUCGUCCUCUGUUCGGCGUCACCGGUUUGCUUCCUUGUAGCGACUGGAAGUAAAUAUUUUGUAAUCCCGAUUGCGAACUAAAUGUUGUUGCAAAAAGGUGUGCAAAAUUGUCUCGGAAGUAGCACAUACUUUUGCUGGGAUCUAGAAAGGUAAAAGGGAUGCUCUGUUAUGAUGAUGAAGCAUAUAGUUUUUAAGAGGUAAAUAUGUUUAGUCGCCAAAAGUCCGGAAACGGAGUGAGGCACAUUUACUGCCCUCACUUUUUUGGAUUAUUGGCUAGUUUCUCCACAUGUACCUGACUGUUUAAAUAUUUUUAUUCCGCAUGAGAGUUCCUCAAAGAAAUUUGUUAAAAUUGUUCCGAGUUGCCUUUUGUCGUAAGUUAAAUAGCUAUAUGUCAUUACAGUUUGGAGCAAGUCUGAGGCUUAUUUAUUGCGACAGUGGUGCAAAAUGUGAUAUACUAACUUGCUGUAUGUUUUACAAUACAUACUUUUCUGUGCUGGUCUAGCAAGGAAAAAUGAGCAUAGCAGAAAUAUUUUUACUGGUAAAGCUUGUAUUCCAAUCUCAAGUCUUUGUAAAUUAAUUUAUAUUUGUGUUUGUCUACAUACAAUUUUAUAAAGCUAUGCUCACUAGCGAGUUUUAAAUGAGAUACAUUGGAAACUGUAUAUGAUAACAGCUGAUCAUUAAGUAUCUGGCGUGAGUCUAAGGAGGAGACAGUUUAUAUGUCAUUAUAAAAAGUCAUAAACACUGCUCUGCAUAUACAAUAUCACGAAGUAAUAUCUGUAAAUGAUUGCAUGUCAUUGCACCUGUCAAGUGUCUAUAAAGAUAUGGUAACCAUAUUUUUUAUAGUUUCCACUAUAAAGGGAAAAGAUGGAAGUUCAAAGUUUUAAAGUGUUCUGAAAUUUGUCUUCCAUAAGUCACAUGUGAUACUACAGUGGCAAUACAUGUAUGAUGUAUGUUAUAAUAUGUAGGCAGCAAUUAUUUAGUCAUUUGUAAACAGGAACAUAAGAAAAUAGCAUUUUCUGAACUUAUAUUUAAUGAUGAAUGUGUUACUUUUGGAAUAUAUGAUACAUCAUCACAUGUGAUUACUUCUUUCCCGGUUGCUGUUAAUUGCAUAAAAAAGAUUUUUAUGCAUAACUGUAUCUCUCCUUAGUGCAUUAUUGAGAUUUUGGCUGGAUGAAGAAACAAAAUAUGAAUCCGUAUGGAUAAGAAAGGAAUGGUGCUGCAAUAAAUCACAGUGAGUUUUCUCAA